AUGUCGUUAACAAAUUGUCGAUUCUACGAGGAGAAGUAUCCGGAGGUGGACAGCUAUGUCAUGGUCAACGUUAAGCAGAUUGCCGAGAUGGGCGCAUACGUGAAACUGCUUGAAUACGACAACAUCGAUGGCAUGAUCCUCUUGUCUGAACUUUCGCGGAGACGUAUUCGGAGUAUACAGAAGCUCAUUCGGAUCGGGCGCAAUGAGGUGGUGAUUGUACUUCGUGUCGACAAGGAGAAAGGUUACAUUGAUCUGUCCAAGCGCCGUGUUUCGCCCGAGGAUGUGACCAAGUGUGAGGAGCGAUACAACAAGAGCAAGGCGGUGCACUCGAUCAUGCGUCACGUCGCCGAGGCGACCCAGACUCCCCUCGAGACCCUCUACCAGCAGAUCGCAUGGCCGUUGAACCGGAAAUACGGCCACUCGCACGAUGCAUUCAAGCUGUCGAUCACGAACCCCGACGUGUGGAACGAGAUUGAUUUCCCCAGCGAACCUGUCAAGAAGGAGCUGCAGCAGUACAUCAGCAAGAAGCUCACCCCUCACCCGACCAAGGUUCGUGCCGAUAUCGAGGUCACCUGCUUCGGAUACGACGGAAUCGACGCGGUCAAGGAGGCUUUGCGAACCGCAGAGGCAGACAACACCCCCGAGAACCAGAUCAAGGUCAAGCUGGUGGCGCCGCCGCUGUACGUCCUGACCAGCCAGUGUCUGGACAAGAGCCUGGGAAUCAAGUUGCUAGAGGAGGCCAUCGAGAAGAUUGGUGCGAAGAUCAAGUCGUCGGGCGGCAACUGCACCAUCAAGAUGGCGCCUAAGGCCGUUACUGAGCACGACGACGCUGUUCUCCAAGAGCUCAUGGAGAAGCGCGAGCGCGAGAACCAGGAGGUCAGUGGUGACGAGAGCCAGUCGGAGAGCGACGAGGGGGUUCCCGAGUAA
Messenger RNA from Penicillium alfredii, 927 nucleotides. Its product is annotated as translation initiation factor eIF2 subunit alpha. Gene Ontology annotation, cellular component: multi-eIF complex; eukaryotic translation initiation factor 2 complex; eukaryotic translation initiation factor 2B complex. Lineage: Eukaryota; Fungi; Ascomycota; Eurotiomycetes; Eurotiales; Aspergillaceae. The transcript is spliced from 4 exons. Gene Ontology annotation, molecular function: ribosome binding; translation initiation factor activity; RNA binding. The record is from RefSeq and is a predicted model, not a curated record. Bases 1 to 927 code for a protein of 308 amino acids.